Messenger RNA from Setaria italica (foxtail millet), 1421 nucleotides. Its product is annotated as desiccation-related protein PCC13-62. NCBI's taxonomy places the organism in Eukaryota, Viridiplantae, Streptophyta, Magnoliopsida, Poales, Poaceae. The record is from RefSeq and is a predicted model, not a curated record. Bases 94 to 1137 code for a protein of 347 amino acids. The transcript is spliced from 3 exons.
CGCUGCGAUGUUAUACACUACAAAUUCAGGUAGCAUCACACUGCUUGACUCGAAGCCAGCGUGCAUUUUGCGAGCUGAAGCUUCAGCUAGAACAUGGCAUCAUCACAUGCUGCUGCCGCUCCAUUCUUGCUCGUGCUGCUACUCCAACUAUGCUCCUCGGGUUUAGCAUUGCCCAGUAAGUUCAUUGACCAGACCUGUCCUCCGGAGCGGCUGCCGGCGGUGGCUCUGCUCUCCAAUGGCGGACCCUUCUUGUGCAAUCCGCCGGCGCCGCGCGUUCCGGUGGCCGUGUUCCCCCACGACGUUGACCCGGUGCAGUUCGCGCUGAACCUGGAGUACACCGAGGCCGAGUUCUUCCUCCACGGCGCGUACGGCGCGGGGCUCGACGAGGCCGCGCCGGGGCUGGCGCGGGGCGGGCCCCCGCCGGUGGGCGCCAGGAAGGCCAACCUCGACGAGGAGACGAGGCGCGUCGUCUCGGAGUUUGCCCUCCAGGAAGUUGGGCACCUGAGGGUUAUCCAGCAAACAGUUGGCGGGUUUCCACGGCCGUUGCUAAACCUCAGCGCCGACAACUUCGCCAGGGUGAUGGACAAUGCGUUUGGGUACCGGCUGAACCCUCCCUUCGACCCCUACACCAACAGCCUCAACUUCCUGCUGGCCUGCUACGUGAUCCCCUACCUCGGCAUAAACGGCUACGUCGGCACCAACCCCAUCAUCGACGGCUACAAGACCAAGGAGCUCGUCGCAGGGCUGCUGGGGGUGGAGGCAGGGCAGGACGCGGCGUUCCGGACGCUCCUCUUCCGGCGCCGCGGCGAGGCCGUGCCGCCGUACAACGUCACGGUGGCCGAGUUCACGGACCGCGUGUCGGCGCUGCGCAACCGGCUGGGGCGGUGCGGGGUGAAGGACGAGGGGCUGACGGUGCCCCGCGAGCUGGGCGCCGAGGGCGCCAUCUGCACCAACGUGCUCUCCGCCGACAGGGACUCGCUCUCCUACUCCCGGACGCCCGCCGAGCUUCUCAGGAUCCUUUACCUCACCGGCGACGAGCACGUGCCCGGCGGGUUCUACCCGGAUGGCGCCAACGGGAAGAUCGCCAGGUCGUUCCUUGGCAAACCACGUGGCGCCAACGAGUCGCCUAAAAACUAAGCUAAGCUAGCUGCCGGCCGGACCUUUGGUAGCUUCAUGGUAUCUCUAUGAAUAUUGAAUAAUGAACCUUAAUUUCAAGUGAACAAGGAUCAGCUUGUGUGAGCCUAAAUAUAUGUAUUGUGAACCUUAAUUUGAAGUGGACAAGGUUGUGCGCCUAUUUUCUAUACGACCAUACAAGAAAGGUAUUUGUGCCUACGAGAACUGAUCACGUUGGUGCAAACAUUGUCUUCUUAUGGGCCCAAUGUGAUUGUCUUCUUAAUAAAAUUGGGAAGGUUGGGAAGGUU